This is a messenger RNA of Acromyrmex echinatior (Panamanian leafcutter ant), 9614 nucleotides long. RefSeq names its product Ca[2+]-channel protein alpha[[1]] subunit D (gene Ca-alpha1D). NCBI's taxonomy places the organism in Eukaryota, Metazoa, Arthropoda, Insecta, Hymenoptera, Formicidae. Gene Ontology annotation, cellular component: voltage-gated calcium channel complex; membrane. The record is from RefSeq and is a predicted model, not a curated record. Gene Ontology annotation, molecular function: high voltage-gated calcium channel activity. Gene Ontology annotation, biological process: calcium ion import across plasma membrane.
UGGUAGUGGUGGUGGUGGUGGUGGUGGUGGUGGUGAGUGGUGGUGUUGGUGUUGUAGUACAGUGGAUGCUCUCGUAUCGGGUGUCCAGGAGGUAGCGAGCGGUCGCGACGGAGGUACAUAGCGCCACGAGGGAGGUGUUGUUGGGUGAGAUACACACGCGCGUCGCGCGCGUGCGAGGGUGCGGGAAGGGUGGAAGCGAAACUGCUCGGGCGAAGAGGGUGCGUUGCGCCCUGCGUAAACCAACGGAAGUGGUGCCGGGCUGAGAGGCCGGCGUGAUCGAGUGGUCCGCAGAGGCCGGAAACGAGGCGGAGGGAAAGGGUGAAUUUUUUCUCGCACGGGUGGCGAAGCAGCGCGGCAGCAGUGAGCGAAGCGGAGCGGAGUCGCGCGCGAGUGCGAGUGCGAGUACGAGUGUACGCGCGGAUAUGACGAGCGGAUACGCCCGGCGGUUCACGUAAUACGCAACGCAAUCGUCGUGCUCCGCCGCCGAAGAAGAUAUGUGGUCACGGAAGGAGCUUCAUAGCAGCCCAGUGCCGUAGCAUGCCGGCGAGCUGCAGCGCGUGGUGGUGCGUCUCUGAGACACCGCGUCGAUCGGCGUCGAUCGCCGCCAUCUGCGUGGCUAGGCACCAAUCCCUGGAGCGUCGUAGGAGAAAAAGAAGAACGUGUGAUCAUCGUCGUAGCACAGGAAGCACGGAGCUCGACACCAGCGACCGAUGAGCGCGGGGGGGGAUGGGGGCUCGGUCUUGGGCCCACCUGCUCGGCUGCCGGGGGCCCAGCCGAUUUCCGCGACCCCCUACAUCGCGAUCCCCCCCAACGCCGGCCAGCAACCUAACGUCGGUGGUGCGAUGGAUGCGACGCAGUUGGCGAACAUGCAGCCGCCGCCAUCGCAGAUGGGCCCCGGGGCCGCUGGCGCUGUCUCUAAAUCGGCCCAGAAGAAGCCCGUCAGACGGGGGGCCAAACCGCCACCUGAUAGACCCGUUCGGGCGCUCUUCUGUCUGGCCCUUACGAACCCUGUUAGGAAGCUGUGCAUCAAGGUCGUCGAGUGGAAAGCCUUUGAAUAUCUCAUCCUUAUGACGAUAUUUGCAAACUGCGUCGCGUUGGCUGUUUAUACGCCGUAUCCUUGUAGCGAUUCUAAUCUGACCAACCAAUAUUUGGAGAAGAUAGAGUACGUUUUUCUUGUGAUUUUUACGGUGGAGUGCGUGAUGAAGAUCAUAGCUUACGGCUUCGUCGCGCAUCCAGGAGCUUACCUCCGUAAUGGCUGGAACUUGCUGGAUUUCACGAUAGUCGUGAUCGGAAUGAUAAGCACGGUGUUGAUGUUACUUAUGAAGGAGGGUUUCGACGUCAAGGCCUUAAGAGCGUUUCGUGUUUUACGUCCUCUUAGGCUGGUUUCCGGUGUUCCAAGUCUUCAGGUGGUCCUAAACUCCAUUUUGAGGGCGAUGGUACCACUUUUGCAUAUUGCUUUAUUAGUUCUCUUCGUCAUCAUCAUUUACGCCAUCAUCGGCCUCGAGCUAUUCUCCGGGAAAAUGCACAAAACGUGCCGGCACAACAUAACCGACGAGAUAAUGGAAGAUCCGAUACCAUGCGGCUCCGGAGGCUUCCAGUGCUAUCAGAUCGGAUCCUACUACUGCAGCAAACAAUUUUGGGAGGGCCCUAAUUAUGGCAUUACAAAUUUCGACAAUUUUGGACUGUCCAUGCUCACGGUCUUCCAAUGCAUCACCCUCGAAGGCUGGACGGACGUGCUUUAUAAUAUCGAGGAUGCGAUGGGAAAUUCGUGGCAAUGGAUAUACUUCAUUUCAAUGGUCAUUCUAGGGGCUUUCUUCGUGAUGAAUCUAAUUCUCGGUGUGUUGUCCGGUGAAUUUUCUAAGGAGAGAGAGAAGGCAAAGGCGCGCGGUGACUUUCAUAAGCUCAGGGAGAAACAGCAGAUCGAAGACGAUCUUAGGGGUUACCUCGACUGGAUAACGCAAGCUGAGGACAUCGAGCCAGAAACUGAUGAGCCAAAAAUGUUACAAGAUGGAAAAACUAAGCAGCAAAAUGAAAUAGAAAGCACAGACCAAUUGGAGGGUGACGAGGAAGGAAUCCAACAAGAGUCCGUUUACAAAAAGAAAAAACGAGAUUUAGAAAGAGUGAACAGGCGGAUGCGAAGAGCCUGUAGAAAGGCUGUGAAGUCCCAGGUCUUCUAUUGGCUCAUCAUAGUUCUGGUCUUCUUGAAUACUGGCGUUCUCGCCACGGAGCACUACGAUCAGCCAGAAUGGUUGGACCACUUUCAAGAAAUCACGAACAUGUUCUUCAUUGUGCUGUUCUCCAUGGAGAUGAUAUUAAAAAUGUACAGUUUAGGCUUUCAGGGUUAUUUCGUCUCGUUGUUUAAUCGUUUCGAUUGCUUCGUCGUAAUCGGUUCGAUCACCGAAAUGAUACUUACAAAUACACGUGUAAUGCCACCUCUUGGCGUUUCCGUACUUCGUUGCGUCCGGCUGCUCAGGGUAUUCAAAGUAACGAAAUAUUGGAGAUCACUGUCGAAUUUAGUGGCCUCUUUAUUGAACUCGAUACAAUCGAUUGCCUCGUUGUUGCUCCUGCUUUUCCUUUUCAUCGUAAUCUUUGCUCUUCUGGGCAUGCAGGUCUUCGGUGGAAAAUUCAAUUUCAGUGAUAAUGAGGAGAAGACGCGCCAUAAUUUUGAUAGCUUUUGGCAAAGUUUACUCACCGUAUUUCAGAUAUUAACCGGUGAGGAUUGGAAUGCUGUGAUGUACAUCGGGAUUCUAGCUUAUGGUGGCGUCGCCGGUAUCGGUGUACUCGCCUGUGUUUAUUUCAUUAUUCUCUUCAUAUGCGGUAAUUAUAUCCUCUUGAACGUGUUCUUGGCUAUCGCUGUCGACAAUCUCGCCGAUGCCGAGUCCCUGACUGCCAUCGAAAAGGAGGCCGAGGAAGAGGAGAAAAAUAAAUCUCGCAGCGGUUCGCCGGCAAGGGACGAAGUCAGCGGCGAAGUUGGUGAUGAUGGUGGUGAGGGGACCGGUGGAGAAGACGAGGGCGCCGGCACAGAUCUCGAACAUGAUCCUAACGAGACAAUGGAGGACUAUGAGGCUGCACUCGAUACCGAAACGUCAGAGAAAAGUGAAGAUAUGAAUACGCAUAAAGUGCGACUCAACGUUGAGUCCGACGAAGAAAUGGAAGAAGAGGAAGAAGAGGAAGACGAGCCAGAAGAAAUGCAAGGUGAGGAGCAGGAAGUGACAGCUAGACCGCGAAGAAUGUCCGAGUACAAUACGACCACCAAGAAGGAACCUAUCCCGGCUGGUUCGGCAUUCUUUAUUUUUUCAAGCACUAAUAGGUUUCGCGUGUUCUGCCAUUGGUUCUGCAAUCAUAGUUAUUUCAGCAACGUGAUAUUGAUUUGCAUUAUGAUUUCCUCUGCCAUGUUGGCCGCCGAAGACCCACUGAGAACCUCGUCUGAGAGAAAUCUGAUAUUGAACUACUUUGACUAUUUCUUCACUGCUGUUUUCACGAUCGAAAUCUGCCUUAAAAUGAUCUCGUACGGCUUCAUUAUCCAUGAAGGCGCGUUUUGUCGAUCAGCUUUCAAUCUGCUCGAUCUUCUCGUCGUUUGCGCUUCUCUCGUUUCCAUGACAGUCAAAGCUGGUGCAUUUUCUUUCAUCAAAGUACUCCGAGUGCUCCGUGUACUGAGGCCGCUACGUGCUAUCAAUCGCGCUAAGGGAUUAAAGCACGUAGUACAGUGCGUCAUCGUAGCGGUAAAGACUAUCGGAAACAUAGUCCUCGUCACCAGCCUCCUGCAGUUCGUGUUCGCCGUCAUUGGCGUACAGCUCUUUAAGGGCAAGUUUUUCUUUUGUACCGAUGCAUCGAAAAUGACGGAGGACGAGUGUCAGGGUACUUAUUUGGAAUUCGAAAACAGUAAUAUUGACAAGCCGAUCGUAAAACAUAGAGAGUGGCAACAACAUCGUUUUCAUUUUGAUAAUGUUGCCAAGGCGAUGUUGACCCUCUUUACAGUCUCGACUUUCGAAGGUUGGCCAUCACUGUUAGAAUGGUCAAUCGACUCGAACCAAGAAAAACAUGGACCAAUUCAUAACUUUCGGCCAAUAGUGGCCGCCUACUACAUCAUCUACAUCAUUAUUAUCGCGUUCUUCAUGGUGAACAUCUUCGUCGGUUUCGUUAUUGUCACCUUCCAGAACGAGGGCGAGCAAGAGUACAAAAACUGCGAGCUCGAUAAAAAUCAGAGAAAUUGCAUCGAGUUCGCGCUGAAAGCUAAGCCAGUGCGUCGAUAUAUACCGAAGCAUCGAAUACAAUACAAAGUCUGGUGGUUCGUCACCUCCCAACCGUUCGAGUAUACAAUAUUCACGUUAAUUAUGAUCAACACUGUGACACUCGCAAUGAAAUUUUAUCGACAACCGCAGAUCUACACGGAUGUCCUGGAUGUUCUCAAUAUGAUCUUCACCGCUGUGUUCGCCCUCGAGUUUGUGUUUAAGUUGGCCGCAUUUCGAUUUAAGAAUUACUUCGGCGAUGCGUGGAACGUAUUUGACUUUGUUAUCGUGCUCGGAAGUUUCAUCGAUAUCGUUUAUUCGGAAGUUAAACCCGGAUCCAGCAUUAUUUCCAUUAAUUUCUUUAGACUGUUUCGUGUAAUGAGAUUGGUUAAGUUAUUGAGCAGAGGGGAGGGCAUCCGAACACUUUUAUGGACAUUUAUCAAGUCUUUUCAGGCUCUGCCCUAUGUCGCUCUUCUCAUUAUAAUGCUCUUUUUCAUUUACGCUGUGAUAGGCAUGCAGGUCUUCGGAAAGAUCGCGAUAGACGACGAUACAGCGAUAAAUCGCAAUAACAAUUUCCAAUCCUUUCCGCAAGCCGUAUUGGUUUUGUUUAGAUCAGCAACAGGUGAGGCGUGGCAAGAAAUAAUGAUGGAUUGUUCGUCGCAAGCAAGUGUCAAAUGUGAUUCUAACAGCGACGAGCUCGACAAGGACAGCUGCGGGUCGGACAUUGCAUUUCCUUACUUCAUAUCCUUUUAUGUUCUCUGUUCAUUUCUCAUCAUUAAUCUUUUCGUCGCCGUUAUUAUGGACAAUUUCGACUACUUAACGAGAGACUGGUCGAUUCUCGGACCGCACCACUUGGACGAGUUUAUUCGCCUGUGGUCCGAGUAUGAUCCCGACGCUAAGGGUCGAAUUAAACAUCUCGACGUGGUAACGUUACUAAGGAAAAUAUCGCCACCUUUGGGUUUCGGAAAGUUGUGUCCACAUAGGGUAGCUUGCAAGAGACUCGUCUCAAUGAACAUGCCGCUGAACAGUGACGGCACUGUAUUGUUCAACGCGACUUUAUUUGCCGUCGUGAGGACUUCACUAAGGAUAAAAACGGAGGGCAACAUUGACGAUGCAAAUGCCGAACUCAGGGCGGUAAUCAAAAAGAUCUGGAAGAGAACUAGUCCAAAGCUUUUAGAUCAAGUUGUACCACCACCUGGAGUGGACGACGAGGUGACGGUCGGCAAAUUUUACGCGACCUUCCUCAUUCAGGACUAUUUCCGUCGAUUCAAGAAACGUAAAGAACAGGAAAUGAAGGACGGUGAUAGAGAUUGUCACAACACUGUGACUCUUCAAGCCGGGUUGAGAACGUUACACGAAGCUGGCCCUGAAUUGAAACGCGCGAUUUCCGGUAAUUUAGAAGAACUUCUCGACGACAAUCCGGAACCUAUGCACAGGAGAAAUCACUCGCUCUUUGGCAGCGUAUGGUCCAGCAUGCGAAAAGGACAUCACUUUCAUAGAGCGAAAUCGCUGAAGGUUAAUUCUACCGCUGCGAAGGCUUCUCCGACCAAUUCCAUAGAUUUUCUACCGUAUGCCUCGUUACGGAGAACCGCCGUCACGGAUGUCACCAGACAAAUCGCUCAGCAAAUUGUGCCAAAUAUAGCAGGUGGUUUAAGCGACGGCGCGAUGAACCAGUUGGGAACUGAUUUGCGACUGGCAGUCGAAGAGAAUAUACCUCUAAGACCACUCGCUGUCUUCGGUAAUCCGGCGCAACAAACGUCUUACAAAGUGGUCGAUGGAUCGGGUAGCGGUAACUAUCUCCAUCCCAAUAGCGAAUAUGUUUCCUGGGCCAAAGAGAGUAAUGGAAGCGUCGGCGCAGAGCGCCUGUCCCACAGUAUGCCCGGCAGUCCUGCGGACCGGAAGCCGAACUUUGAGGUCAUUGGAAGCGCGGAGAGCCUCGUUGGACGAGUCCUGGUGGAACAAGGUCUGGGCAAAUUCUGUGAUCCGGAUUUCGUACGAUACACGUCGCGUGAGAUGCAAGAGGCGUUGGACAUGACGCGCGAGGAGAUGGAUCAAGCAGCUCACCAGUUACUCCUUCAGGAGCGACGUGGUCAGCCGUUGACCUAUGAGUUACAGCAGGGCGCGGAGCAGCAACAGCUGCAGCCGUGGAGCACCCAGCAACAGACCACGACCGGCAUCGGUUAUCAACCGUUACAGGAACAGCCACCGAGUCAGCCGGUCUAUCGCCAGCUGCACUCUUCCAGCUACCGUCGCAGUAGUAACCGACAACAACAGCAACAGCGACAAUCGCCGUCCUAGCAGGACGAGAAGCUCGCUGCGACGCGAACAUCGUCCACGUAACCCGAAAAUUCUUACUCCCCCUCAUUGGGAGUAGUCGCCGAAAUACCGAGAUCGCCAGUUAACAUGAAGUAACUGCGAAGAAUCAUCGUGACCUCUUCAUCAGGAUCUGAAUCAAUCGCGUGAGUUCGAUGGAUUCAGACUGCACGGGGUUUAAUCGCCGUUGUUGUUGUUGUUGCUCGAAAAGCACUGAGGACGCUUUAUAAACUGUUCCGAAUAUGUAUAGUUGUAGUUAGGUGCGGAUUGAGAGAUGUCACUCGACAAAACGCUGGUUUAAUCUAAGGAAAAGCGGGCCAAAAUCGUGACGAAAGGCGGCCGCUCAAUGUCGAGAUGUUCAUCCCGUGAUGAACACCAAUGAACGCGUAUUUUCGUUCGAGCAAAUAUUUUCUAACCGAACGCGCGUGUUUAUCCGACAUUUUUGAGUCAUGCGAAUCGCUCGUUAACUUGACAUGAUAUCUCGGACGAGAUGCGUGCGAGUUAUAAUAGAGCAAAGCAAGUUGCUGUUCGUUUAGGCACAAGAAUAUGUAGACUUUUAAGAUGUAUUUUCGCCGCGAUGGAUGAUCGGAAUGAUCUAAGGAAUCAUCACGGCGCGGAGCUUCAUUUUUUGAAUGUCGAACAAUCGCGAGAUUAAAAUCGACGGAAUAUCCCGGGACUUGGGACUCCCGACGGGAUUGAGUUUAUUUCUCUAGUAACAAUCUUGUAGAAAUUUGCCGUUGUUUUGAUUUAACAUUAAUCUCCGUUUUUGGUUCGAUUCUUUCUGAUCAUGGGAGAUACGGCGAACGCCGCGUGUACUCCACAUACAGAAAAUAGACGAAUUAAAAUGAAAGUAAUAGGAAAUAUUGUUCUACGAAACUUCUCAUGGAUUUUAGUGAUUGAUUAAAAAAUUCUUAAAAUAAUAUAAAUUUAAAUAGUAAUUUUUAUAUAAUUUAAUCUAUAUAAAAAGCGCCUGGAAAUAAUAAAUUAGAAAUUGAGAAAGUAAAUUCCUCUCUCAGGAUUAAAAGAUAUAAUAUUAAAAUAAAUUUCGUAUCAGUAUUAAAAAGAGAAAUACAAAAGAGAAAUCGAAACAUCUGAAAUUAUGAAUAUUUAAAACUUCUCAUGUUAAAGAUUAAGUCAAAUCUUAUAAAAAUAAAUUUUUCUCAAUUAUCUUAAUUCGUCUAUUUUUACAGCGAUCUAAUGUUUUCUUUUUCAAAAACUCAUCUAUUUUAACUUUUUACGAUGCUUCAUAGAAUAUUUAUUAUUAUCUUAUAAGAGUAUUCUGACGUAAUAACUUUUUAUCUCACUAUAAUUUCCUAUUGGACAGUAAAAAAAAUCUCUCUUCUAUACAGACAGGUAAGCAACGCGAAGAAGUUAAAUAAAAGUGUUAAAAUAAAAUUCGAAUCGUAAAGAGUUAAGAUAGGAUGAAAAACACGUCGGCGGAUGAUCGCUCUUGUUGUUCUCAUUAUUGAUUACUCUCGUUAUCCUUAUUCCGAUGAUUACCGGUUACUAGCACGAUAAUUACAACUCAUGAUUCAUGCGUAUAUGGAUUCUAGACGAGAUAACAAGUGCCUAAGUAUCUAUAACUUCUCUUGGACCAGAGAAAGACUUUUAUCAACUUAGACAAAGUAAACGAUUAUUAUUGCGAAUUAUUAUUGCGCGAGAAGAGGGAGCUGCGAAUCGAGUGUGUUGUACACUAUUGAUGACAUGUUGUGACGAUAUAUAGAUAUUAUUCGUAUUUGUAAUUGUGUACAUAACACCGUUGUGCGCGUAUAUUUCCGCUGAGAUGCGUGAGGAUGAAUGGCCGAUAAACUAGCGCUGCGAGAGAUUCGAGAUUAUUAUAUUAAUAUAUAUAUAUAUAUAAAUAUAUAUCUCUAGAUGGCAAUCUCUAUACAAAACGAGAAUAGCGGGGCGAGGGUGUAAUAGGAACGGGGUAAAUAGAUGGGACGUACACGGAUCUUUUUCCUCUUGAAGAAAUAAUAUGGUCACGCGAUAUAUGAUUUUUAUUAUGUAAAAUGUAAACUCGGAUGUGAUGACGAUCGAACAUCAAGAUCUGAAUCACGAAUCUCUUUCUCUCUCUCUCUCUCUCUCUCUCUCUCUCUCUCUCUCUUUCAAUUCACGAUUACACCCCUUCAAGCAUGCUCAACAAUACGGAGAGCUUUUUAAAAAGCCACUUCAUAGAUAUUCCGACAUUCUCAUCUCCGGGGGACUCGCGCCAUUUACGAGAGAUUUACCGGUAAUUUUUAAUUAACCACGAGCUAACUGAAAAGUUUCACUCCAAUCAGCUAACGUUUGACCUCGAAAAUAUUCUGUUAUAUUGUGAGAAAUUAAUGAUAGUAAUCAUAGUUCGCUAGCUUUACAGAAAAUUUAUAACGUUGAGCGAAAGUCGUAAUUAAAGGACCAAUUAAAGACGGAAUUAAAUCAAUCGAAAUAAAAAUCAUAAAACGAUUUAAAAUUAAUCGGCUUUUAAUAUAUAAUAAUGAAAUGUAUAUUAAAUGUAAUAUUAUAAUAAUUUUACGGAAUAAUUGUAAGUAAUGUAUUACAACAGAAUACAAGCGAAAAAUUGCUCUAGAUAACUUAUCGCGCCUUUAUGCGAAAUUUUUGGAAUAAAUUGUUUGGAAAUAGCGCGAGUCCUCUCUUUCAUGCAUAAAGAGUUCACUCGUAAAUGAAUGCAGCCGACAGAGAACCGCAGCAGCCGCAGCAAUGCAAUCUCCGAUUACAACAAAUAGAAAUCGCGUUAUUGAUGUAUAUCAUUCGAGUGAGUUUGAGAUACGCAGAAACGUGAGAUUGAAAACCGGAGGGUGCAUGGACACUGAAGCUAACUAUAUAAAUGUUAACUUAUAGACGUUGACAAAUUUUUAAGCUCUCGUAAAUUUUAUAAGUACUCGUCAAUCGGCGUGGUUCUGGAGAUUUGUUGCGUAAUGCUUCAAUUUUUCCCAUUUGUAUACUAUGUCGAACCGAAAAAAGAAAGAAUGCAACGUGGAGAGAACGUGUAGAACUAAUUAGAAUUCUAAUGUUUAAUGGAAGAGACCUCAGAUCAGAGUUUCGUCGAUUUAGGGCGAAUGCUAGGCGAUU